AGACUGGAACGAGCUCAAAACAAAAUGGCGGGCAACAUGUCUUUGACAUUCUUAUAAAACUAUUUCGAUCUUUUCGUUAGUUUCUGGCUUCUAGGGCCCCAAUUUUUUAAAACCUAGAUAUGAAGGACUGCAGCAACCGUUGAUGAACAGUUUUGUAAAUAGAUCUUUCAUAUAUACCUGUGAUUGUGUCGAUAGAAUUGGACUAUAAAACUUCAUCUUUCUUAGCAAAAAAACUACAAAACUCUACUAUGGAAAUAGUUCACCAAAAUUCACUCGCUGUUUCUAUUUACCGUUUCCAGAAACUCAAAUGGAAAUACAAAAUGCGUCGGAAGUUGUAAAAAUACAAGCAGAGAAGAAUCAAUUGAAGAAAAUCAUCGAAGGACUGAACUCACAAUUGAAAAACAUCUCUGAUGAGUUGGAAGGGACGAAAAAAAGAUUGAAGAAAGCUGAGUAUGAAAGAGAUAGUGCACAAAGCUAUGUGACAAACUUGAAGCAAGAAAUAGCUACUCUUAACAAGGAGCUGCACGUGGAAAGACAAAAACGGAAGGAGGAACUGCAGUCAAAGAUAGUCUCUUCUAAAGAAUUACAUUUCUCGGAACCAACUCAGAUAAGCACAAGUCAUGAACAGGGAAAUCAAGACUUGAAGUCUGCCCUUGCCGAAGCUGCAUCAGCUGCGAUGACUAAAAGUGGUUUUGUGUUUGAUGAGAGGACUGGUUUAUAUUACGACUGGAACAGUGGGCUGUACUAUAAUCCAAGGACAUGUCUAUACUACAACAACAAUACAGGGACCUAUUACACCUAUAACGAAUCAAGCAGGAGUUACGACUUUCACUCCCAAGUGGAUAUACAGGCUAUUGCUAACACAGCACAGGAGAGCGUGGAGAAACAAAAAAGGAGGAAAGAAAAGAAAAUCAAAGGACUAGCAAUACAAGAUGAUGAUGAUGAUGAUGACAAUGAUGAUGAUAACGAUGGGUAUAGUAGUGGUGAAAUUACAGACUCAGAAAGUGAUACUAAUGUUAUCGGUGAUGAUGCUGCUGCAGAUGGUGAUGCCGUCUCUGACAAUGAAAUGCCACAGACUGUUGUUGCUCCUUGUAUAAGGAUGAUUGUUACAAGCUCUUCUAAGCUCAAGACUGGUACUCUGUUUAUUGUCCCUUGCACUGGGGGACAUCUUGGAAGGGAAAAAGACUCGAGCAAUCUUGUUAGAAUACCUGAUCUGGAGGUCAGCAAGCAUCACUGUCGCAUACAGUAUGAUCAGGAGCGACGACAGUACUUCAUUCAAGAUUUAGGCAGUAGGAAUGGCUCCUUUCUAAAUGACGCUAGGCUUUCCCAGAGCAAAGAUACGAGUGAGUUGCAUGUGUUAACCCAUGGGGACAGGUUAAGUGUAGGCGGGACCAGGUUGUUGCUCCACAUCCAUCCAGGCAUGGAGACUUGUGACGAGUGUGAACCGGGACAAGUGCAAGCACUGGAUAUGACAUCAGCUAAUCAGGUCAUCCAAAUGGCAAAUACCUCAGAUGCAAGAAAGAAGCAACUUAAAUUAUUAAAGAAAGCAUAUGGACUUGAUAAAGAUGCUUUUUGUGAGCCAGGUGAUGUGAUGAAUAAGAAGAAAUAUAAAGAUCGAGCCGACAUAAGGAGAGUAAAAGUUGGGAGUGAUGCCCCAAAUCAACCAGACGCCAUCCCAUCUUCUGUUCACAGACCAAUCAAUGCAGACAACAAAGGCAGGAAACUGUUGGAGAAGAUGGGCUGGAAGACUGGGGAAGGGCUCGGCAAGGAGAAAUCUGGAAGAGUUGAACCGGUUAUGGCAAGUGUGAGGGAAAACAAACGAGGUCUUGGUGGCGGGGUGAAACGUUCUCUAGAUGAAGCACACCUAUCUUCUUAUAGUGGAAGCUUUCUGCGUGCAAAGACUAGGGAACGUUUUAAGAAAAUUGCUGUAUCUACUGUGACUAAUGGGAUAAGUGACAAGAAAGAGAUUUCAAUUGGGAAAGAUGUAGAUAUGUUUGCUGAAUAGGAGUUGCUCAUCUUGUAAAUAAAUGCUCCAGAACGGUCAUCAGUACAAAUGCGACAUUACCUAUGUUUACAUGGCAGUGCAGAAUAGUAAUCAUUUACAGGCACAGAUCCAGGAAAAACUCUAUUUACAAGAAAAUAAGCACUAAACCCUUUCUCCUCAAUCAACAGAAUGAGGACAUACAGCUUAUGCUUAACGUACUAACUCUAUUAAUUCUGACCUGUUUACAUAUAUACAGGUGUAAAUUGGUCUGGAUUCAUGCCUGAUUUGGGAAAUAUCAUAAGGGCUUAUGAGAUUUUGGGUAAAGGGGGUGGUUGACUAAAAUCCUCCAGCCUCUUGUCUGCAUAGUUACCUAGUGGAAAAUGCCUAACCACUGGGUUGGUGAAUUCCUGGUUACUGUCUGUGUGGCACUCUUAUUUUCAAAUGCUAGUUACAUGCAGUUCCACAUGAGUGGAACAUAUUGGCAUGACAUGAGGUAAAAAAAAAAUUUCUUGUGUUUUAAAAAGGAUAUGUUAAAAAGAAAAUGUCAUAUCAUUAUGUGGCAGGUGUACACCAUACUUAAUGUUAUAUAAAGUAUAUUUACAUGUUAACAAAAAAUAAAAACUUGUUUUCAAUAAAACCAAAGCUAUCAAGUCAA
This is a messenger RNA of Nematostella vectensis (starlet sea anemone), 2639 nucleotides long. RefSeq names its product angiogenic factor with G patch and FHA domains 1. The coding region runs from base 308 to 2005 and encodes 565 amino acids. The transcript is spliced from 12 exons. Gene Ontology annotation, molecular function: nucleic acid binding; protein binding. The record is from RefSeq and is a predicted model, not a curated record. NCBI's taxonomy places the organism in Eukaryota, Metazoa, Cnidaria, Anthozoa, Actiniaria, Edwardsiidae.